AGUUUGUACCCGGCCUUUAUACAAGGGUCACCCCUUGCCUUCUCUCUUCUUCUCUUCACCCCGCGUGCUCUCUCUCUCUACUCUCGGCGGCGACUGGGUGACAGCCGCUGCCUCCCUACGCCUGGUGCCCAGGUAUCGUUCGCCGCCGACGAGCACCGGCCAGGGGUAUGGGAAUGGAGGUCGUUGGUGCUGAAGCAGCACCAGCAGAGGUCAAAGUAUCUGAUGGAGAAGUGAAUCUAUUCCAAGAGAAGGAAAGCAAAGCAACUGCAAAAGAACGUGAGGAGGCAGUUGUUUUUGGUUCAGAGACAACUACCAACAUUGCUGAUCUGGCACCUCCAAAGGAUGCGAAGGAUGAGUGGCCUGAACCUAAGCAAACUUAUGCCUUCUACUUCAUCAAGAUCCGCUCAUUUGAGGAUCCUAAACUGAGGGCAAAACUCGAGCAGGCUGACAAAGAAUUCCAGAAGAAGAUCCAAGCUCGCUCUAAACUUAUUGAGGCAGUAAGAGCCAAGAAGGCAGAGCGCUCCAGUAUUAUCGCGGAGCUGAAGCCAUUGAGUGCUGAGAACAAACAAUAUAAUGAAGUUGUGAAUGAGAAGAUAAAGGAGAUGGAGCCUCUUCGGAACAGCUUGGGCAAGUUUCGUGAUGAAAACAAUGCCAUGAGGGCACAGAGUGCAGGUUUAUGCUCUUCUAUCGAAGAGCUUGACCUAACGAUCAAGAUGCUGAAUGAUCGGAUGGUGCAUGAGAGCAUACCUUUAUCUGAGGAGAAGCGUCUGGUGAAAGAAAUUAAGGACCUUGAAAAAACCAGAUCGAAAGUCAUCUCUAAUGCUGCUAACAGGGCUAAACUGCAAGGUACAGUGGUUGAAAAAGAGGCUAUACAAGACCAGGUCAAAAUCAUCGGGGAGGGCAUUGAUGGAAUAAAGAAGGAAAGACAGGCAGUAAGAUCUAAGAUUAAGGUCCUGGAGGAUGAGUUAAAACUUGUUGAUGCUGAGAUUGCAUCGCUUCAAGAAGAUUUAGAUGCAGCAACUGCCAGAAAGGACAAGGCGUAUGAAUCGUUGUCCGAAUUGAGAGCAGUGCGCGAUGCAAAAAACGCAUCCGCCACGCAAAACCGUGCAGUUUUAGGCAAAGCUAGGGAUUGUUCUUCAAGGAAUAUGCUGGCAGAAUUGCAAGAGCUCCACAAGACUGAGGUCGACAAGUUCAUGACCCAAUGGUGUGAAAGUAAGGCCUUCAGAGAGGACUAUGAGAAGAGAAUCCUUGCCUCCCUAAAUAGCCGACAGCUGAGUCGAGAUGGUCGGAUGAGGAAUCCUGAUGAGAAGCCCAUAUUUAUCGAGUCACAGGCGCCAGCUCCAGAGCCAGAGCCCAUCCCUGUAAAAUUGCCUGCAAAACAAACCAAAGAAGUGCCUGCUCCCCAGGAAGAUGAUGCUCCCAAGAUUGAAGCUCGUUCAAAAGGACCUGUCAAGUCGCACAAGGCAAAAGCUGCUCUUGAUGCCGAUGAUGAUUAUGAGGCUGAGCCCCCGAAGGAGAAGGCCAAGCCUACGGAGGCUGAUGUGGCAAAGUUGAAAGAGAUCAAGAGACAGGAGGAGAUUGAGAAGAACAAGCUUGCGCUGGAGAGGAAGAAGAGGCAGGCUGAGAAGCAGGCAGCAAAAGCCGCGGCCCGAGCACAGAAGGAAGCUGAGAAGAAGCUGAAGAAAGAGGAGAAGAAAGCCAAAAAGAAAUCUGGUGCAGCUGACACCGACGAGCCCUCAGAAUCGGAUGCCAAGUCUGAUGAAGCCAUAGAAGCCCCAGCGGAACAAGAAGUGAUCCUUGCUUCCACCACGGUAAAGAAAGAACAGAAGGAGAGUGCCCGGCACAGGAAUGUGGUCAGCCGGAGCAAGGCCCCGCCACCCAAGGCGAUCCUGAAGAGGAAGAAGGCGCAGUCCUACUGGUCAUGGGCUGGCCCAGCUGCCAUAGUGGCUGCGGUGCUGGUUGCCCUCCUCGCGGUGCUGGGAUACUACCAGUACUACCUCCCAGCGAAUGUCAGCAACUGAGUGGAUGAGGCCCGUGCACUCCGCCGCCAGGCCAUUUGAUGACGUGGAGACCAAUUUUGCAGGUGAGAAGAAAGAGUGCAAGGUCUGCUUUUGAGACGUGAAGGACCGGAGGAAUGUCUUGUUCACUUUUGAUGUUAGUUUAUAUAUAUUCUAUGGAGCCGAAGAUACAGUUGAUUUUGGUUGCGACUUUGCUAGAUCUCUCUAAAUAUAUACUGCGACUGAUAUAUCCCGUGUACUUUUGAAGUGAAGCGUAUAUUGACAUCUGGAAUAAUGCCUUUCGCUUUAGGAAUCUCAAAUAAUGGCCCUGUCUAUGCAUU
Messenger RNA from Sorghum bicolor (sorghum), 2338 nucleotides. Its product is annotated as proton pump-interactor BIP103. Lineage: Eukaryota; Viridiplantae; Streptophyta; Magnoliopsida; Poales; Poaceae. Bases 168 to 2021 code for a protein of 617 amino acids. The transcript has 8 exons. The record is from RefSeq and is a predicted model, not a curated record.